GUAAAAGAAUAAACCCAAAUCAUGGAGGUACUGCAGUGCGAUGGCUGUGAUUUCCGAGCCCCAUCCUACGAAGACCUCAAAGCUCAUAUUCAGGAUGUCCAUACUGCAUUUUUGCAACCAACAGAUGUUGCUGAGGACAAUAUUGAGCCACGCUCUGGAUCUGUAAAUGCCAGUAAUCAGACAGAGGUGGAAUUUUCUGCUGUAAAGGAUGAAUUCACAAUUGCAGACGAUCUAUCAGGUCAAAAUGCAGCUGCAUUGGGGACUGGAAGUUACUAUGGUCACAGCCCAGGAUAUUAUGGCCAGCACAUUUCCCCUCAUCCCAAGCCAACAAACAAGUUUUUUCAAUGCAAGUUCUGCGUUCGUUACUUCAGGUCAAAAAAUCUCCUCAUAGAGCACACUAGAAAAGUCCAUGGUGCACAAGCUGGUGGAAAUUCACUUGGGCCCUCCGCCACAGGAUCCUUAAAUUAUAACAUCAUGAUGCAUGAAGGAUUUGGAAAGGUUUUCUCUUGCCAGUUUUGUACCUACAAGUCACCGAGGAGGGCAAGAAUCAUCAAGCACCAGAAGAUGUAUCACAAAAAUAACCUGAAAGAGACCUCCGCUCCCCCAAGCACACCCCCUUCGUUGUCUGACCCUGUGGCUGCAUCGGUCCCAGUCCAGGACCCCUGCAAAGAACUUCCAGCUGAGGUGGUAGAGCGCAGUAUCUUGGAAUCCAUGGUUAAACCCUUGACCAAGUCAAGGGGCAACUUUUGCUGUGAAUGGUGUAGCUAUCAGACGCCCCGCCGAGAACGCUGGUGUGACCAUAUGAUGAAGAAGCAUCGGAGCAUGGUCAAAAUACUAUCCACUUUGAGGCAGCAACAAGAAGGAACCAACCUACCUGAUGUUCAGAAGAGUUCCCCGAGUCCCGUCCCGAAUUCCAGCUAUGUAUCCAUGAAUGCUGCAAGCCGCGAGAUGCCCAAUGCCAAUGUUUCUAGUUUCAGAGGCUCCAUGGGCAAUUCUCUCAUUAGAUCCAGUUCUUCUCCAGCUUCUAAAUAUUCUCCCGUGUCUUAUCCUCCGAUAAAGCCUAAGUCACCUCACAAUUCUGGCCUAGUUAACUUGUCUGAGAGAUCCCGUUACGGAAUGGCUGACAUGACAAAUUCUUCCACUGACCUGGAAACUAACAGCAUGUUAAAUGAUUCCAGUUCUGAUGAAGAAUUAAAUGAAAUAGACAGUGAGAAUGGCUUGAAUUCUAUGGAUCACCAGACCUCAGGAAUGUCUGCAGAACAGCUGAUGGGAUCUGAUGGGAACAAAUUAUUGGAAACAAAGGGGAUACCUUUUAGAAGAUACAUGAAUAGGUUCCAGUGCCCUUUUUGUCCUUUCCUUACCAUGCAUCGACGUAGCAUCUCCCGCCAUAUUGAAAACAUCCACUUGUCUGGAAAGACAGCCAUCUACAAAUGUGACGAAUGUCCGUUUACUUGCAAGAGUUCAUUAAAACUCGGAGCUCAUAAACAGUGUCACACAGGUACGACAUCUGAUUGGGAUGCUGUCAGUUCCCAAGGUGAAAGUAUUGCUGCCUCCCUAAACGAAGGCCCGAUGUCUUACGAAAGUGCAAAUAUGAACGGCAGGAAGACGGGAGUCAUGCUGGAGACCCUGCAGCAGCAGCAGCAGCAGCAGCAGCAGCAGCAGCAGCAGCCACAUCAGCAAUCCCAACCACAGCAGCCGCAACAGUCGCAGCCCCAGCAGCAGCCCCCGCUGCCGCAGCCGCAGCAGCCCCCGCUGCCGCAGCCCCCCCCACCGCCACCCCCGCCCCCGCCACCGCCUCCACCGACACAGUCCCAACCUCAGCACCCUUACAGAUGCACCAUGUGUAAUUAUUCCACGACGACUCUGAAGGGGCUCCGAGUCCAUCAGCAGCACAAACAUUCAUUCUGUGACAACUUGCCAAAAUAUGAGGGGCAGCCCUCAAACAUACCAUUGGAAAGCGAGACAGAUGGCCACACCUCUUCCAGCAACACUGUGAAGAAAAGUCAGACCUCAAUUCUUGGCCUCUCCUCCAAGAAUAACUUUGUCGCUAAGGUUCCUCGGAAGAUCUCAAAUGAUUUCCCUCUAGAUUUAUCACCAGUGAAGAAGAGAACGAGAAUUGAUGAGAUAGCGAGCAACCUGCAGAGCAAAAUUAACCAAACCAAGCAGCAAGAAGACGCAGUGAUCAACGUGGAAGACGAUGAAGAGGAAGAAGAAGAGAACGAAGUGGAGAUCGAAGUGGAGCUAGACAGAGAAGAGGAGCCAACAGAGUCGAUGAUGGAUGUUCCGGGUUCUUUUGCAGCUCAACAGAUAUGGGCGAGAGAGAGUAACGAUCCUCAGAAAGAAUCGAACUUCAGAGGUGUGCCUCAUGAUUAUAACACCACCAAUGGGGCGGAGAUCGAGCUGACUCUCUCUGAAGAUGAAGAAGACUAUUACUGCUCUUCAGUCAACAUGAAAGAUCACCAAGGUUCAAAUACGGCUCUUCUCAACAACCAGCCCAGUCUCUAUGGUGCUGAUCACAACAAUGAAAGUUCAGAAUUCAGUGACUCUGGGAGGCUUUACUAUUGCAAACACUGUGACUUCAGUAACAAAUCUGCCAGAAGUGUCAGCACCCACUACCAACGGAUGCACCCGUACAUUAAAUUCAGCUUUAGAUACAUCUUGGAUCCCAACGAUCACAGUGCAGUGUACAGAUGCCUUGAAUGCUACAUCGACUACACCAAUUUUGAAGAUCUGCAGCAGCAUUAUGGUGAACAUCAUCCUGAAGCAAUGAAUGUACUCAACUUCGAUCAUUCGGAUUUGAUCUAUCGAUGUCGCUUUUGUUCGUACACAAGCCCGAAUGUUAGAAGCCUGAUGCCGCAUUACCAAAGAAUGCAUCCAACUGUUAAAAUUAACAACGCCAUGAUAUUCUCGAGCUAUGUGGUGGAACAACAAGAGGGACUAAAUGCUGAGUCCCAGACCCUGAGGGAGAUUCUGAAUUCUGCUCCCAAAAACAUGGCCACUUCUACCCCUGUGGCUCGUGGGGGUGGUGUGCCAACUGCAUUUAGUAAGAACACUCCUUCAAAGACUUUCACUACAGAAUGUGAAAAUCAGAAAGACCCUUCAGUCAACACCGUUGUCGUUUAUGACUGUGAUGUGUGUUCGUUUGCGAGCCCAAACAUGCAUUCCGUAUUGGUUCAUUAUCAGAAGAAACACCCUGAGGAAAAGGCUUCCUACUUUAGAAUCCAGAAAACCAUGCGCGUGGUGUCUGUGGACAGGGGCUCUGCCCUUUCUCAGCUAUCCUUUGAGGUGGGUGCUCCAAUAUCUCCCAAAAUGCCCAACAUGGCUUCCCCACCCCCCCCACAACCCCCACCAUCAGACCUCAGCACUGAGCUUUACUACUGCAAACACUGUUCCUACAGCAAUCGGUCAGUUGUGGGGGUGCUUGUCCAUUACCAGAAAAGACAUCCAGAAAUUAAGGUUACUGCCAAAUAUAUCAGACAGGCCCCUCCUACAGCAGCCAUGAUGAGAGGGGCCGAGGUGCCCCACGGUGCUCCACGGCCACCUGUCCCCAUGCAAAGAUUGAGCCGAGGCAGCUCAGAGAGAGAUGUCCCUCCUGUGGAGAAUGAAAUGUUCUUUUGCCAGCACUGUGAUUAUGGGAACCGGACGGUCAAAGGAGUGCUCAUUCACUAUCAGAAGAAGCAUCGGGACUUCAAGGCCAACGCCGAUGUCAUCCGACAGCACACAGCCACUAUUCGGAGCCUCUGUGACCGCGGUCAGAAGAAGUCUGGUGGCUGUAUGCUCAUCCCUUCCUCAGGUUCAGAAAGGGAGAAAGCGAAACUUCGAGCGCUUAAGUGCAGGCAAUGUUCUUACACCUCUCCUUAUUUCUAUGCACUGAGGAAGCAUAUCAAGAAAGACCACCCCAGCCUCAAGGCCACAGUUACUUCCAUUUUGAGAUGGGCAUUUCUAGACGGCUUAAUAGAAGCUGGCUAUCACUGUGAAUGGUGUAUUUAUUCGCACACAGAGCCCAGCGGUUUGCUUCUGCAUUACCAAAGGAGGCAUCCUGAGCAUUACGUUGACUAUACGUACAUGGCGACGAAGCUCUGGGCAGGGCCAGAUCCAUCCCCUCCUUCCCUUACGAUGACCGCUGAAGCCAAAACCUACAAAUGCAGGGACUGUAUAUUUGAAGCCUCUUCCAUCUGGGAUAUCACCAAUCACUAUCAAGCUUUCCACCCUUGGGCCAUGAAUGGUGACGAGUCCGUCUUGCUGGAUAUCAUCAAGGAGAAAGAUGCUGCUGAGAAAGUCAUCACAGCCUCUGAAGAGAUACCCAGCCAGAUCAAUUGCGAGAGUAAGAUGAUCUCCCCGCUUCCUGAGCAAGAUGCCGAAUGCACAGAGGAUGCGAGGCUUUCCCCAGAGAAAAGCAUCCAGUUGACCUCAGCUAACCCUGCCAUAUCCUCUACCCCCUAUCAAUGCACCGUGUGUCAAUCUGAAUAUAAUAACUUACACGGUCUUCUCACCCAUUAUGGCAAGAAACACCCAGGCAUGAAGGUGAAAGCUGCAGAUUUUGCCCAGGACAUAGACAUCAACCCUGGUGCUGUUUACAAGUGUAGGCACUGUCCAUACAUCAACACCCGCAUCCAUGGAGUCCUCACCCACUAUCAGAAGAGACAUCCAUCCAUCAAGGUGACCGCAGAAGAUUUCGUGCAUGACGUGGAGCAGUCUACUGACCUGACCCAGACUGAAGUGGAGGAGACGAGCAGGAUUUUCAAGCAGGGGUAUGGUGCUUACAGGUGCAAACUCUGCCCUUACACUCAUGGUACUUUGGAGAAGCUCAAGAUCCACUAUGAGAAGUAUCACAACCAGCCAGAGUUUGAUGUGUUUGCCCAGUCCCCGCCUAAGGUGGCCGUCACCCUGGAGCCAGAGAUGCCAGCGGCAGAAGUCAGUCCCUCCCAACUCCCCACUGCUGAUGAAGAUGUAGCAGAAGUGUCUGUGCCCGCUUCCCAUUUCUCUGCUUCCCACCUGGUCUCCCACACCGUGUUCCGGUGCCAGCUUUGCAAAUACUUCUGUUCCACGAGGAAAGGGAUUGCCCGACACUAUCGAAUCAAGCACAACAACGUCCGGGCCCAGCCGGAGGGGAAAAACAACCUGUUUAAAUGUGCUUUGUGUUCAUACACCAACCCCAUCAGGAAAGGUCUGGCAGCCCACUACCAGAAGCGGCAUGACAUUGAUGCUUACUACACCCACUGCUUGGCAGCCUCUAGGACAGUGAGCGACAAACCAAGUAAGGUGAUCAUCCCCUCUCCUCCCAAGGACGACUCCCCUCAACUGAGCGAAGAGCUGAGGAGGGCAGUGGAGAAAAAAAAGUGUUCCCUCUGUUCCUUCCAAUCCUUCAGCAAGAAAGGUAUUGUGUCCCAUUACAUGAAGCGUCACCCUGGGGUGUUCCCAAAGAAGCAGCAUGCCAGCAAGCUGGGUGGUUACUUCACCGCCGUCUAUGCCGACGAGAAUGAAAAGCCAGCCCUGCUGGAAGAGGAGCAGCCUGAGUUCGAGAGGCCUGAGCUGGAGACCACCACGGAUGCUCAGGAAAUCGAGUGGUUACCUUUCCGCUGUAUCAAGUGUUUCAAGCUGUCCUUCAGCACCGCGGAGCUGCUGUGCAUGCAUUACACUGAGCACCACAGCAAGGACCUGAAGAGAGACUUCGUCAUCCUGGGGAAUGGCACCCGCUCUCUGGGCUCCGCCUUUCAGUGUAAGCACUGUGAUAGUAGACUGCAAAGUAUGGCAGAACUGACCUCACACUUGAACAGUCACAAUGAGGAAUUCCAGAAGCGUGCCAAACGUCAGGAGAGGAGGAAACAGCUUUUGAGCAAGCAGAAAUAUGCAGAUGGUGCUUUUGCAGAUUUCAAACAAGAGAGGCCUUUUGGUCACUUAGAAGAGGUGCCAAAGAUCAAGGAGAGGAAAGUUGUGGGAUACAAAUGUAAGUUCUGCGUGGAAGUGCACCCAACGCUCCGCGCCAUCUGCAAUCACCUCCGCAAGCACGUCCAGUACGGGAAUGUCCCUUCAGUGUCAGCUGCUGUGAAGGGGCUGCGUUCUCACGAAAGGAGCCAUUUGGCAUUGGCCAUGUUUACCCGGGAGGACAAGUACAGCUGCCAGUACUGUUCCUUUGUCUCUGCUUUCAGGCACAACCUGGAUCGCCAUAUGCAAACUCAUCACGGACACCAUAAACCGUUUCGCUGCAAACUCUGCUCCUUCAAAUCCUCCUAUAAUAGCCGACUGAAAACUCAUAUACUCAAAGCUCAUGCUGGUGAACAUGCCUACAGAUGUUCCUGGUGCUCGUUUUCCACCAUGACAAUCAGCCAGCUAAAAGAACACUCCCUUAAGACCCACGGAAAAGCCCUGACCCUCCCGAGACCACGCCUCGUCAGCCUUCUCUCCUCACAUGCCCACCACUCCUCACAGAAAGCUGCCUCGACUGAAGAAGUAGAAGACUCCAAUGACUCUUCCUAUUCAGAACCUCCAGAUGUUCAGCAGCAGUUGAACCACUAUCAGUCAGCUGCCCUGGCGAGGAACAAUAACAGUGUGAGCCCCGUACCUCUUUCUGGGGCCAGUGCCGGAGCUGAACAGAAAACUGAAGCCAUUCUUAACUGUGAAUUUUGUGAAUUCUCCUCUGGUUACAUUCAGAGCAUUAGGCGUCAUUACCGUGACAAGCAUGGAGGGAAGAAGCUCUUCAAGUGUAAAGAUUGCUCCUUUUAUACAGGCUUUAAAUCUGCUUUUACUAUGCACGUGGAAGCUGGGCAUUCCGCAGUUCCUGAGGAGGGUCCCAAAGACCUGCGCUGUCCCCUCUGCCUCUACCACACCAAAUAUAAACGCAACAUGAUUGACCACAUCGUGCUGCAUCGAGAAGAGCGAGUAGUUCCCAUUGAAGUGUGCCGUUCCAAACUGUCAAAAUACUUGCAGGGAGUAGUUUUCCGCUGUGAUAAGUGUACCUUCACCUGCUCCAGUGACGAGAGCCUGCAGCAGCACAUCGAGAAGCACAAUGAACUAAAACCUUACAAAUGCCAACUCUGCUACUACGAGACCAAACACACGGAGGAGCUGGACGGCCACCUUCGCGAUGAACAUAAGGUAAGCCGUAACUUUGAGCUGGUUGGACGAGUUAACUUGGAUCAGUUGGAGCAAAUGAAGGAGAAAAUGGAGAUGUCCAGCAGCGAUGACGAAGAGGACAAGGAAGAAGAAAUGAACAGCAAAGAUCUUAUGCGGUUUUCUGAUGGCAGGGUUUGCUCUGAAAAGCGAUUUCCAUGCGAGUUCUGUGGACGGGCAUUUUCACAGGGCUCCGAGUGGGAAAGGCAUGUGCUGAGACACGGCAUGUCUCUGAAUGACAACAAGCAAGUGAGUAGAGAGAAUGACCAUCCAAAGGAGAACUUGGAGGAAAACGCUAAGAUAACAUUAACGGAAGAAAGAGAAGGCGACGAGGAGGUAGAGAUGGAUGACACAGUAGCAGUCUGUGUGGUAGCUGCUGACAAAUCUCUCCUGGAGACUGCAGAGGCCAAAAACGAAUAAGCAUUUGGUGUGAUUCUUAAUCAAACCCUACUUGAACAUCGAUGAAGGGGUGGGAGGGUGGGGUUGGGGUGGGAAGGGAGGGUGAAGGAGAAGACAGAAACAAAGCUGCUUUUUAGGACUGAACGAUCUAUUUUCAAAGCACUGGUACCUGUGUGAGUGUGUAUAUUAAAGUUAUUUAAAUGGUGGAAUAAGUGGCUCCAUUACAUCGCUGAAUCCUUUCUUCCGGACCUCACUAUGGAAAGUACAUUCAUUUCAGAAUGUGGAAGCAACUCCCACAUUAUAUACAAUGUGAUUUGUGGUGGAGUCUUGGACGGUUAAUGGAAAGGGGAAGCUUCGCGAGAGUGGAAGAAGACGUCUCGUAGGGGGGACAACUUUUUGACGCACAACUUUUGGUGCGUUUUUCUAGUUUUAAUACAGUAAGCUUUUUCCAGACUUAACUGCAGCCGCUUUGAGGAAGAAAAAAAAAACUGCUUUGCUUAAAACAGUCACCUGUUUCCUAGUACCUCAAAAUUAACCAAGGGAAUUCUCUGCAUUUGUUAGUACUACCUGUCAUUGUCGUGGUUAAAUGUAGAGAGAACUGCUGGGCAAGAUGGUGAAUGGGGAAAAAAAAAGUUUUAAAGAAAGGAAAACAUUGUGCUUAAAAUCCCAGUGUGGGUUUUAUUUCUUAAAAUACUGUGAUUUUUUAAUUAUUUUAGUAAAAAACAAAACAAAAAAAGAAACAGACUUUAAUUACUAGAUAACUGUUUGUGAGUUGUCAUCCUUUAUUCCAGGUAAGCUGUUCGUUAGUGUUGAACCCUAAUUUAGGAUUUGAUAGAUCCGCGUGAGCUAAUUUCAAGGGGAUUGUGCCGGUUUGUUAGCCACAUGUUACUUUUCUAUCGACCUGCGGUGUUACAAAUACAGCACAGUUCAAUUUUUUCAUGUACAAUGUUUUGAAUUUUUUGUUUUUGUUUUUUUUUUUAAUGGGGGGAGGAAGGGAGAUUUAGUUCUUGUGAAUAGGAAUGUUUUGAUUUUCAACAUGGAAAUAACAAAGGAGUUAACUUUUUUUUUAAUUUAACUAAAGAACCAAACUUAGGGCACAGCUAUGCAGCUUGUGGGCCAGACAAGGAGGUCCUCGUCACCGUUUUUUUUUUUUUUUAUUUGUGUGUGUGUGUGUGUUGUUCUUGUUGCUUGUUGAAUUAACAUAUUAUCAGUCUCACACAAAUAGUUUCUGUUAAGAUUGGCUGGCUUUUCAUGUGUGGUCUUCAAACUUUUGUUCCCCUUUUUUUUUUUCUUAAAGUUUGUUUUUGGUGGGCAAGAGGAUGUGUUUGGAAUCACAUCCCUAAGGCUAGAGAGGAUGAGAAAUAUGUCUGUCCUACCAGGAGCCUGGAGAACUGCUUGUUAAUGGAUCUAAAGAAGAGCUGCUAUGUUUCCCCCUUGUUAGUGGUCACAGGAGGGGAGCAGCCUUGGCUGAAUCUUAGUCUACACACAUGGUAUGUUCUGGUUGUGAACAAAGGGUUUCGUUCCAAAAAAAGUAGAAAGAACUUUUAUUGAAACCUAGUUUUUAGAUGUGUGUGCAUGGGCCCACAUGCGUGGGCCCAUGUGGACGCUGGCAUGUAUGAGUGUAUGUGUGUGUGUAUGUGUGUGUGCGUGUGUGUGUGUCCUUUUGUU
This is a messenger RNA of Trichosurus vulpecula (common brushtail), 9177 nucleotides long. It is a transcript of the gene ZNF462, whose product is annotated as zinc finger protein 462. Gene Ontology annotation, cellular component: nucleus. Gene Ontology annotation, biological process: regulation of gene expression. NCBI's taxonomy places the organism in Eukaryota, Metazoa, Chordata, Mammalia, Diprotodontia, Phalangeridae. The coding region runs from base 22 to 7530 and encodes 2502 amino acids. The transcript is spliced from 12 exons. The record is from RefSeq and is a predicted model, not a curated record.